Dracunculus medinensis (Guinea worm) is the source of this 963-nucleotide messenger RNA. The record is from the annotation of a GenBank genome assembly. Lineage: Eukaryota; Metazoa; Nematoda; Chromadorea; Rhabditida; Dracunculidae.
AUGCCACCGAAAAAUUCGGCUGCGCCAAGUAAGAAAACAGAGCAGAAAAAAAAAGAGAAAAUUAUCGAAGAUAAAACGUUUGGAUUGAAAAAUAAAAAAGGCGCUAAAACGCAAAAAUAUGUUCAACAAAUAACUAAUCAAGUAAGGAAUCAAGCAAAAUUGGAUGCAGAAAAAACAUCAAAAAAGAAGGAACCAAUCGACGAUCUUCGAGAUUUGAAUAAACUCUUGAAACCAGUUAGUGAAAUGCAAAAGAUCGGGAAAGAUGUUGAUCCAAAGUCGAUUGUUUGCAUGUUUUUUAAGCAGGGAAUGUGCCACAAAGGAGACAAAUGUAAAUUUAGUCAUGAUCUUUCAAAAGAGCUAAAAACAGCCAAAAAAAAUCUAUAUGUCGAUAGCAGAGAUCUUGAUAAGGAAAAUGAAGAUGGAAAUAUGGAUGAUUGGGAUGAAUCUAAACUUAAUGAAGUUAUAAAUUAUUUUCAGGUUUGUAAAUAUUUCCUUGAUGCAGUAGAAAAUAAUAAAUAUGGUUGGUUUUGGGAGUGUCCAAAUGGAGAUGGAUGUAUUUAUAGGCAUGCUUUACCUCCAGGAUAUAUUUUAAAAAAAGAUCGAAAGAAGCUAGAAGAACAGAAACGAUUGAGUGAAAUCACCCUUGAAGAAUUGAUCGAAAAAGAACGCGCAGCACUUGAUGUGAAAAAUUUAACUAAAAUAACCCUUCAAACUUUCAUUGCUUGGAAAAAACGAAAAUUGCGUGAACGAAAAAUAAAAGCUAAACAAGAAGAUCGUGAAAAACGUAAAAAUGUGAAAUCUGGGAAAUCUGUUGGUUUGAGCGGUAAAGAUUUAUUUACUUAUAAUCCUGAUCUUAUUGGUCAAGAUGAUGAUAAUGAUAUGGAAGGUGGCGUUAUGUUUGAAAGAGAUCUUAUUAAUGAAUUCAGCGGCGAGCAAAAUGAGGUUGUUGUUCAGUUUCGAUAA